AUCAACGUGCAGCGCCUGCUGCAGGCGGCCGAGUACCUGGAGCGCAGGGAGCGAGAGUGUGAGCACGGCUACGCCUCCGCCUUCCCCGCGCUCCCCAGCCCCGAGGCCAAGCCGGCGCGCAGGCUGAGCCGGGCCAGGAAGCACAGCAGCGGGGGCAGCACCGCCGGCACGGCCAGCAGGUCUACGCACAAUGAACUAGAAAAGAACCGGCGAGCUCACCUCCGCCUGUGUUUAGAGCGCUUAAAAGUUCUGAUACCACUAGGACCAGACUGCACCCGGCACACGACGCUUGGGCUGCUGAACAAAGCCAAAGCACAUAUCAAGAAACUUGAAGAGGCCGAAAGGAGAAGCCAACACCAGCUCGAGAACCUGGAACGAGAACAAAGAUUCCUGAAGAGGCGACUGGAGCAGCUACAAGGGUCUCAGGAGAUAGAGCGAAUACGAAUGGACAGCAUCGGCUCAACCAUUUCCUCCGAUCGCUCAGAUUCGGAACGAGAAGAGAUUGAAGUGGACGUCGAAAGCACAGAGUUCUCCCAUGGAGAAGUGGACAAUAUCAGCACAACCAGCAUCAGUGACAUUGAUGAUCACAGCAGCUUGCAGAGCAUGGGCAGUGACGAGGGUUACUCCAGCUCCAGUGUCAAACUGUCAUUCACUUCCUAAAACAAAAACAGGACUCCAGUCUAGUGCAGAUCACUUCCCUGGGGCAAUCUGAAUUCCAACUGGGUCCUCCUAGCUGGCAGUAUCCUCUUUCAGAAAUGACGUGUCAACAGUGAGAUCUGUAAACAUGGUCCCUUGGGUGAUGGAUGCCUCCGUAGCAACCCAUCUACACUCAUUUGGUUGUGUUGCAAAAUCUCAAUUUCCACUGGUAAGAGGUUGGGCUGAAUUCUAGUCCUUCAGAAGUCAGGGACAUUCGUUUCAGCGGUGCUGGGAUUUGGGCUUUAAUGAUGAGUGACCUUGCUUUGACUUUUAUUUAUUUGAAAGAGGAUACUGGCAGUUCAGCUCCUUCUCUCCCUCUCUCUCCUCCUCCCCACCCUUUCCUCCUCUCCUCCCCCUCCUUUCUGUCAUGAGAUCUAGGAACGACCCAAUUUUCCUCUGAUGUAUUCAGAUUGAGCACCUUGGUUAAGACCCUUCUAAAAUGUUUGUGGGCCCAAAAGGACGCUCUCCUCCUGGCCGAUCCCAAUCGAGCAUUUUUAGACCACAGCAGGAAGUCGCAGCAUCUCUGCUUCUGAAGGCUGAUCAUGUAGCUUGUGAAUAAUAAUGAGGAACCCAAUUCAUGCCCAGGGAGAGGGAGGCAGCAGUGAAGUACGUUCACAAGAGAUCACCGUUCAGCCCAGCUUUUUAUUGGACGCCGUUUAAAGCAAGUACCUCUACCGCAUUGCUAGCACUAAGGUACUACAGCUAAUCUACCAGCACACAGUGGGCUGCUUUGUGGAGUCAGGCUGUGACCCUACCAGCAGUAUUCCCCUGUAGACACACGUACACACACACACACACACGUACACACACACACGUACACAAUCGAGGACAGAAAGAUAUCAGCACAUAAGACAUGAUUGUGCUGGAAAGUCAUGUCCAGAUACUGAGCCACUAUGACCUUUUUAUUUAAAGAUUUUUUGAUAAACAUUUGUAAAUGUGUUGGGAGAAGAAGAAAAACACGCACCAAAUGUGACAUGUCUUUUUAGAGCUUGUCCAUUUGAAACCUUUGGUGUCUUUCUUUUUAUAACAAAUUAACAUGACUGGAGAAAGUAUCUGUGUGGUGAAGCACUUGACCCCGGGAAACCUGAAGAUGCUCUUUGCCAUGCACGAGAUGAACCAUGUCUGCGCUAGCUGGGAAAGGUUGGGUUGGCUGGUUUGGUUUAGUUUGGAUUCCUUGUUUAGAGUCAUUCCCCUUUUGCAUACCUGAUUCUUUACAAGUAGUUCCAGUCCAGUAGUUAACAUAGUCGAGCACAGCACUUCUGUUAACGUAACGUUUUACCUACACAGUCCCCUCACAAGGGCAGCCUCCAUCCUACCUGUGCAGAUGCUGUUGCUGUCAAGAGCUAAUGUAUUGAAUCUUUUAUACUUUUCUUUGAGACGAGUUUUCUAACCUGCACUUUGAGGGCUUUGCUUGCUUUUUUUUUUUGUCUUUUUAAUGGCUUCAUUUUGUUUUCCAAGUUAAAAACCUUCCCCUAUAGACCUCACCUCAUUGUUUGAAACUUUGUAUACCUUUAAGUAAUUUAACUUUCCCUCGUUACUAAGGAAAAAAAAAAAAAAAGAAAGAAAAGAGGAAAAAAAUGCUUUAUAAGAUUCAUAACUUAUUGCUGAUUUGAAUGGGUUGUUAAUUUCAGUCCUGUAGAUUUUAUUUUAUUGUUUUUAGGUAGGGAUGGGCAAAAAAGUAAAAUAAAAAAAAAAUAAAGACAACAUUAUUUAGCAGUGCAGUGGAAUUGUGUUUAAAUGUUAGCCUAUGUCCCCCCACUAAAGUAGCACUUUAAUGCCAUUAAACAUUUCUGUAUUUGAAA
This is a messenger RNA of Gavialis gangeticus (Gharial), 2498 nucleotides long. RefSeq names its product MAX interactor 1, dimerization protein (gene MXI1). The annotation marks the transcript as partial. Gene Ontology annotation, biological process: regulation of transcription by RNA polymerase II. Gene Ontology annotation, molecular function: RNA polymerase II cis-regulatory region sequence-specific DNA binding; DNA-binding transcription factor activity, RNA polymerase II-specific; protein dimerization activity. NCBI's taxonomy places the organism in Eukaryota, Metazoa, Chordata, Crocodylia, Gavialidae. The record is from RefSeq and is a predicted model, not a curated record. The transcript has 6 exons.